AUGAUCAACUCCAAAAAAAAUACGACCUGCGAGGAUAUAGUUAUAGGCCGCCAAGAAACAAUAAAAGAGCUAGAACAACAAGAAAUUUUCCCAAACGACAUUGUAUUACCACCUUCAGAUAGAUCAAUUUCAAGAAUCCAUUGUAAAAUAAUAACAAAAGACGGUUUUAGAAUACCAAAGCCUUUCUCGUAUUAAUUCUGCAUUUUUUUAAAAGCCUUAAAACACUAUUAAUGCAACCUUCCUGAUUUCAUAAUAAAAGAAAUAUGGGAUUUUUGCAGAAAUAAGUACGCUUUUUACAUUGUAGACAUAGGAAGUGCUAUGGGAACUUAUGUAAAGAUAAAAUACGAAAAAUCUCAAAUUUUAGAAAAAGGACAAGCAUUUCUUAUUGGUGCAGACAGGCAAUUUUACAUAAUAGACGUAAAUCAUAAUAAUAGAGGAAAAGAUAGUAAUCAUUAAGAAGACUUCAUUAAUUUUUUACUUACAGAAAAAAAAGAAAAUAAUACAAUAAUACACGGUCUUAGUAAUGAAGAGUUCUAAUAAUUCGAAGUACUUUAUAAUUAAUUAAAUUAAGAAAAUAAUAAUAAUUAAGACACAUUAGGUCUUGAAUACAAAAUGAAUUUAAGGCCUUUUGUAAAGGUUAAAAUUAGUUAAAAUGGAAAUCCUCAUAUCUUUGUCUUAAAUGAAUAAAAUAUAUAGUAAGAAUUCAAAAUUGGAAGAUCUUAGGAGUGUGCUAUAUAAAUUAAUGUAAAUACUAUUUCGAGAAAAUAAUCCAGAAUCAUUUAUUAAGAUAAUAAAUGGUAAAUAAGAGAUGGUGAUUUUUAAAAAGAAAGCGCUAACGGAACAUGGGUUUCCUUAAGUGAUUACAGAGAAAAAAGUUAAGGAAAAUAAGAAAGUGAACCAAAAGAAAUUGAAGACGGAACUGAAAUUAAAGUAAGUGAUUCAAUAUUGAAAAUUGAAAUUCAUAAUAAUAAAAAAAAUUUAAAAUAAUAAAAUUCAUUUAUUACGGACUCGGAUAAAAAAUAUAUGGAUAUAGAAAAAUUAUUGAAAUGA
Messenger RNA from Ichthyophthirius multifiliis, 1050 nucleotides. RefSeq lists its product as hypothetical. The transcript has 2 exons. Lineage: Eukaryota; Ciliophora; Oligohymenophorea; Hymenostomatida. The record is from RefSeq and is a predicted model, not a curated record. Gene Ontology annotation, molecular function: protein binding.